AUAUGCUUAUGCGGGCGUAGGUAUUAAAAUAUGUAUCAUGUAUGUGUACAUGUGUAUGUAUAUAUGUACCAACUUACAAAUUGCAAAGCAAAAAGUGAGAAUAUAAAAAAUGCAAUUAUGUACAAAUCAUAGAAAAUCGUAAGAUAUGUAUAUGAAUGUAAGAGUUUGUGUGCAUAUGCAUAAGCGGUGCUCUCACAGAGGUGAAUAGCCUAAUUCACGGUCACGGUCAUCCGAUUUUGCACAGUGUCAUACUUCUGACCAAACAGCCUCAGUAAGUCGAAAAAUUGACCUCUUUCACACAACAUUUGAGGAUACUGACACUUGAGCGAUUUUAAUCGUUUUCCAGAGCACUCAGAGUAGUCGCCUAUAUCUAUAUAAGUCUAUAGAGCGAAUUAAAAUUAAAGUUAAGGGAUUUCCCCCAGAAUACCCCCAAUGCGAUGAAUUGACGCAUCUAGAAUUGCAAAAGGCAAAGGUAGCUCUAAUCGUAUCAACUCAAAUGCGCUGCUUCAGCCGCGAUAUAACACUAUUAAAAGAAUCAAAACCCAUUGACAAAAGCAGUUCAAUCUUAGUUCUUAACCCAUUCCUAGACACGAAAGGUCUGCUUCAUGCGAAUGCUUGCCAAUUCAAGCCUCACGUAUAAGGAACGCCUCAUUCAAAUCAUACCAGAGAAGUCUCGACUUGUCACAUUACUCCUCAGUUAUAUCCACUUACUUCGGCUUGCCGCGGAACAUCGCCUAAUGCAACACAUGGUCAGUCAAGAGCUCUAUAUUUCCCCACUUAAGCUCUAAAUAAAAAAAAUGCAUUUUGAUGUGCAAGAUCUGCGCUAUGCAUAAGCAGAAGUUACGAACGCAGAUUAUGGGAGCAGUUCGCUAUCCUUAUUAAAUCGAUGGGAAAAAAUCAAAAUUCUUCAUCAUGAUUUCAGCGGCCGAUAAAAGGAAGAGUAUAUAAAGAACCUUCAUAAAAGGUAUCGAUGGAAAGCUCUAGAAAACGCGCUAAAGCUUGGAGAUUGUUUCAUCAUACAUGAUGAUUGUCUACCCCCACUGAAUGGCGGCUUGGCUAGAAAAACUACAUUUCAUCAUUAACAGAUUGUUCAAGCUAAUGGGCACUGCCUUAAUUGUUUGGCUGCGGUACACGCUACUCAGGAGUGUACGUCAAUAACCCUCUGCCAACUGUGCAAUAGGCCGCACCACACCCCAAAACGGGUCGUCGAGCGACAACUUGCUCCAAGCAGCCGUGCCGCGAGCAGAUUGCAGCAGACCAGCCGUCCGGGUCGACACCGAAGGUCAGCAGCUCCUCCUCCAUCGAGACUUAAAUGUAGCAUCAACGCUUCGUCAGCCACUCUCCUGAGCAGCGUUGUCGCCACGCUGCAGCAACUACAGCGACUGCUAGGCUAGUAUUUUAUUGGGGACCCCGGGAUAGCUAGAUGAGUUACACCUCCCCCUCAACGCACGCAACUGAGCGCCAACACACCACAUAAACACAAUCCACUAGAAUACACCGCACACAAACACACACCGCGGACAUCACACACCACGCAGACCACCCACACAUACGCAUCACAUCACACCACAACUCUACACUACCCAGCUAUUUAAACGAACUACCCAAGAGCUAAGCCCGCAUCCUUUUCUUUUGAAUUUCAAACCAUCAACACAGCGUUCGUCAUAGUGUUACCGUGUAAUUAACCGAAUAAAUAAAUUUAAAAACAAAAACCAACUUUGCGGCAUAAUUUUUUUCCAAGGUUAAGUGCGCGGUAAGUGGGGACCAUUGGUGAUCGAAUGUACAACACUUAAAAAACGUGCAUUAAAAUGCAACACUAUGGAUUUAUUAAAUUUUUAUUCUACAUUAAAAUGCAACCAUGUAGAUGUAUGUCCAGCCAUUCCUCUGUGCUAGCUCACAUGUGUCUUAAUUCUCUUUUGAUUCGCUGGCGGAGUGGUACAUACACCUACAAGGGGCACAAUUAUUUUAUUAUUUUAGCGAACGAAUGAUCAAAUGUAUUGUUUAGUAAGAAUAACUACUGAAAUUAAAUAAAAUACGAAUCGGCUUAAAAUAAGUGUUUUACUUUGCCACCCGUCAACAGUAUGCAAUAAACUUUUGUUUCCAAAAUAUGUUUGAAAUUUUAUUAAUAUUGUUCAUUACGAGUAAUUUUUCACAAAAAAUUAUACCGCAUUCCUUUUAUUUAAAUCUCUGUGCUCGAAACGAAAUAUGUAAAUUUAACCUUUCCUAAUAUUACGACUGAAACAUCUGUCCUUUUAAAGCACAUUACUAAAAGUUGAGAAGCGAGGCUGGAGUAACCAAUAUUCCUGCUAUACAUAUGCAUAUACAAAUAAAGUAUACAUAGAAGUUUUUGAAUAGGAUCACAUAAAGGUUAACUAAAUAGAGAGAAAAGUUAAACUGCUUUUGCAAUACAAUGUUAACUUUAUGACUGUUAAAUUAAUAACCAAAAAUUAUUAAAGUGCAACAAUAUAGUAACAUAGAAUGUUUAAAAAAAAGACAGGUAUUGUCGUUCACAGAUGCAUCGUACGCCUCUUUGAAGACUUCAGUGCUGUUGAGUAUGAGUUUUUGGAAACUCACAAAGGAAAUUAUCUUAUGGACCGACUGUGCCAACGGCUGGAGAUAAAAGAAAAGGAUUAUUUUGGGCUACGUUUUGUGGAUAAUACCAAACAAAGACAAUGGUUGGAUUUAGGAAAACUUAUAGUGAAACAAUGCAAAGAUAUACAUCAAUUAAUAUUCUCAUUUCGCGUAAAAUUUUAUCCAGCGGAUCCGUUUCAUUUGAGUUUAAAUGUCAGGGUUUUGUUGUAUAAGCAAUUGAAGCGUGAUCUCAACCAUGGACGUAUUUAUUGUUCAAGUAACGAGAUAGUAACUUUGGGAGCUCUAAUUGUACAAGAACAAUUUUCAGACUACGAUGAAAAUAUACACACUGGUGACUACAUAUCAAACCUUCGGCUAUCUGCUAGGCAAACAGAUGCAAUUGAAAAAAAAAUUAUUAAGAAGCACAGCGAACGAACUCCUGGCCAAGAUCCCAUUACUGUAAUAGAUGAGUUCUUAAGAAUAUCUCGCAACUUGGAAACAUAUGGUAUAGAACCUCAUUACGUAAAAGAUCAUCAGGGUGUCCAAAUGUAUAUUGGAAUAAAUUAUUCUGGCAUAAGCGCAUUUAUUUCUGGCAAACGUACUCAACAUUUCCGCUGGAACGAAAUUCGAAAAUUAAAUUUUGAAGGCAAAAUGUUUAUAGCACAUAUAGGCUAUAUGGACACAAGUAGAGAAGUUAACUUUGUGCACCACAAAAUGCAAACGGAAGAGGGAGAGUUUGAGGCAUGGGCAAAUCAUAGUAUGGGAGCUAGAGCAAAGUCUAGACCAGGGGUGCUCACGCCAUAGCUCCGAUUUUAUUUACUUUUAGUGCCUAAAUGACUGUAUGGUUAAAAAAAAAAUUCUAAUUAAUUUCACUAAAGUAUUACAUCCAUUUAUCACUAUAUGUGGUAUGAAGUCAAUCUGGGCCCAAAUCGUGGCCCUCGUUAUCGAGCAAAAUUCUUGUGUCUUUUUUGUUUUCGGAAAUAUAUACAAAAUACAAAUACUUGUAUAAACUUUAGAAAUUUGUAAUUCCGUCAUUCGAUAGCGAGUACUCGUUCGUACGAAGAAAGCGAAAUGUCACUCGUUAGCUAAUUGUUAGAAGUAUAAAAAAAAUCUAUUACAAAUAAUCGGAGGCAAACUGUAUGUAAUUUUUCUUUUAUUGGUUCUAUUUAACAUAUAUUAUAAUUAUAACUAAUGAUUUAAGGAGAAAAGUUAACCAAAUUAAUAUGCGGCAAAAAAAUUGAAGAUUGAUUUUAUGCUACAGCAUCAAGACCUUGCCAAACAUAUUUUACCUGAUCUAAAGCAUAAUAUACAAAAAUAAUAUCAUUUAACAAAGCUUCAAAGCAAAGGACUGGCGGUGGAUCGUACGAAAACUCCUAACUGUAGCAGAAGAGUAACUCAUCUGAACUACGGCUAUACGAUAGAUGUUGCGGUAGAAGGGCUGUCAAGAGUUGAAUCCUAAAUCAAGCUUUAAAGAGAAGGAUUCAUAAAUAAAUGCAAAUAUUUACGAUAUGUUGAUUAAAUUUUAUUACCAUUUUCUUUUUUCAUAGGAAAUAUAUUUAUUGAAAUAAAAUGUGAAU
Bactrocera oleae (olive fruit fly) is the source of this 4148-nucleotide messenger RNA. RefSeq names its product FERM domain containing (gene Frmd5). Gene Ontology annotation, molecular function: cytoskeletal protein binding. The record is from RefSeq and is a predicted model, not a curated record. Gene Ontology annotation, cellular component: cytoskeleton. NCBI's taxonomy places the organism in Eukaryota, Metazoa, Arthropoda, Insecta, Diptera, Tephritidae.